AUGACCUGCGUGAUCGUGUCGAAGCUGGGUUGCAACCCCCACACUGGGCCACCCACAGCCAAUCCGUUCGAGCAGCAGCCCCACUGGCCGAGGAUGCGCUCCGCAGAUCCCCUCCGUCCGCGCAACCCAGACAUCUGUCAGACUUUUCGGUUGUGCGCAUCCGCCAGCCCGCGGAGAUCCCAGCCCGAACCUGUUGGACUUGACGGGCCUCAUCGCGAGCAGCAGUGGCAGACGGACGUGGGGCAGCAAGCAACCACGCCUCAUCGCGAGCAGCAGUGGCAGGCGGACGUGGGGCAGAAUGCAACCACGUGUGGCCGCAUCAGCGUCCCCAUCGGCACGCACCCACAUAAUCAGCUAAGUGCUCGCUCCUUCAUGCGUCCACCCUCGUUUCGUUCUCCUGUCAUUUGUAUUUUCUCCCAAAACGGGGCCACUGGUGGAAGCACAGGAAACAGCUCACAGGUCUCCCUUACUCCAGGUAAAGCCCUCCCCAGGCCUCAUCACGAGCAGCAGUGGCAGACGGACAUGGGGCAGCAAGCACCCACCUCCCCUCAAAGGAGUUCAAGUGCUGCAGUGCUGCUGGUCGCCUGA
This is a messenger RNA of Closterium sp. Naga37s-1, 588 nucleotides long. NCBI's taxonomy places the organism in Eukaryota, Viridiplantae, Streptophyta, Zygnematophyceae, Desmidiales, Closteriaceae. The record is from the annotation of a GenBank genome assembly.